AUGGAGCGUGUUCGUGUGAUUCAGAGUAGGCUCUUGACUGCCCAGAGUAGGCAGAAGAGCUAUGCUGACAGGAGGGCUCGACCCUUAGAGUUCAUGGUGGGUGAUCGAGUUUGGCUUCGGGUAUCGCCCAUGAAAGGUGUGAUGAGAUUUGGGAAGAAGGGUAAGCUCAGCCCUAGGUUCAUUGGCCCAUAUGAGAUUUUGGAGAGAAUGGGAGAGGUGGCUUACAAGUUAGCCUUGCCACCUAGUUUGAUAGCCGUGCAUCCAGUUUUCCAUGUUUCUAUGCUCCGGAAGUAUGUUCUGGAUGAGUCUCAUAUGAUUUCGGUUGAGUCGGUGGAGUUGAGUCCAGAUUUGACAUUUGAGGAGGAGCCUAUAGCUAUUUUGGACAGACAGGUUCGCAAGCUCCGGACCAAGGACAUCGUUUCAGUGAAGGUUCAGUGGAGGCAUCGAUCAGAUAGGGAGGCGACUUGGGAGUCCGAGGAUGAUAUGCAGGUCCGAUAUCCCCAGUUUUUCGAGGCUUCAGUUUGUGUGCAAGAGAUUCCGAACGAAUUCCGAGGGUCCAACGGGGACUUAAACUUUGGUGUUAUUGUUGUGCUUCAGCUACAAUAG
Molecule: messenger RNA, 606 nt
Organism: Solanum stenotomum
Lineage: Eukaryota; Viridiplantae; Streptophyta; Magnoliopsida; Solanales; Solanaceae
Exons: 2
Coding region: 1-606 (201 amino acids)
Source: RefSeq, a predicted model, not a curated record